UGGUCUUCAUCCUGGCGGGGCAGUCCAACAUGAGCGGCCGCGGCGGCGCCACCAGCGGCGUCUGGGACGGCGUCGUGCCGCCCGAGUGCGCGCCCUCGCCGCGCAUCCUCCGCCUCUCCCCCGCGCUCCGCUGGGAGGAGGCGCACGAGCCACUGCACGCCGACAUCGACGUUGGCAACGUCCUCGGCGUCGGGACUGGCAUGCCCUUCGCCCACGCCGUGCUCGCCGCCGGCAAGGGCGCGGAGGCCACCGUGGGGCUCGUCCCCUGCGCGCAGGGCGGCACGCCCCUCGCCAACUGGACGCGGGGCACGGAGCUGUACGAGCGGAUGGUGACGCGCGCCAGGGCGGCCAUGGCCGGCUGCAACGGAGGCGGCGAGCUGGCCGCCAUUCUAUGGUACCAGGGGGAGACCGACGCCAUGAAGCGGGAGGACGCCGAGCUCUACCAGGGGCGCAUGGAGGCGCUCGUGCGCGACGUCCGCCGCGACCUCGGCCGGCCGGAUCUCCUCGUCAUCCAGGUCGGGAUUGCGACUGCGCAGUACAACGGCAAGUUCCUCGGCCGUGUGAGGGAAGCUCAGAAGGCAGUCACGGCCACGGUCCCGAAUGUCAAGUACGUCGACGCCAUGGGGUUGCCCAUUGCGAGCGAUAAGACGCAUCUUACCACUGAAGCUCAGGUCCAGCUCGGGAACAUGCUAGCCAAGUCGUAUCUAGAAACGCUGUAAUAAUCUUUCGAUCGGCAUGUAACUUUUUAUAAGAAACAUGGGAUUAUAUGCAAUUAAGC
Molecule: messenger RNA, 778 nt
Organism: Setaria italica (foxtail millet)
Lineage: Eukaryota; Viridiplantae; Streptophyta; Magnoliopsida; Poales; Poaceae
Product: probable carbohydrate esterase At4g34215
Exons: 1
Coding region: 30-719 (229 amino acids)
Source: RefSeq, a predicted model, not a curated record